AUGGCGAUGGACCUGGCGACGGCCGUGGAUGAGGCGGUGAAGGCGGUUCAGGAGGAGGGGGAGGAGGUGAUGAUGGUGGUGGAGGAGGAGGGCGCGGGCGGGGGCAGGUGCGGCGGCGAGGCCGUGGUGGUGGCCGCGGCGGACGCCGAGGUCGAGGGCCACCCCUACGCCUUCCACGUCUCCGGCCCGCGCAACCUGCCGCUGCCCAACUGGAGGGAGAUCAUCAGAUCCAGCUGGAAGGAUCCAAAUUACAAAAGGAUGGCGAUGGCAUGCUUCAUUCAGGCAGUCUACCUUCUUGAAAUAGACAGGCAAGAUCAGAAAGGAGAAGAGGAUGGCCUUGCUCCAAAGUGGUGCAAGUCCUUCAAGUACAAGGUCACACAGACACUGGUGGAUGAGAGAGAUGGUUCAAUAUAUGGUGCCAUUCUUGAGUGGGAUCGGGCUUCUGCAUUGUCUGAAUUUAUCCUCUUAAGACCAAGUGGUGCCCCGAGGGCAGUGUUAGCUCUCCGAGGAACAUUGCUGCAGAAACCUACAAUCAAGAGAGACCUGCAAGACGAUCUCCGUUUCCUGGUUUGGGAGAGCUUAAAAGGUUCCGUGAGAUACACUGGCGCUUUAGAAGCGCUGAAGGCUGCAGUUGAUAGAUUUGGGAGCACAAACGUUUUUGUUGCUGGGCACUCGUUGGGAGCUGGUUUUGCCCUUCAGGUAUGCAAAGAUCUUGCCAAGCAAGGAAUCGUCGUCGACUGUCAUCUGUUCAAUCCACCUUCUGUUUCACUUGCCAUGAGCCUAAGAAGCAUGAGCGAGAAGGCCAGCUAUCUGUGGCAGAAAGUAAAGGCAAGUAUGCCAUCAAAGGAAGAAGCAUCGCUUGACAGUGCAAAAGAGGAUGGUAGCAUCAAGAAGAGACUACGCGCAGAGAAGAAAUGGGUGCCACACUUGUAUGUGAACAACAGUGACUACAUCUGCUGUCACUACAACGCUCCCACUUCCACUGCUCCCUCUUCCACCGGACCCGACGGUGCACCAGACGAGCAGCAGCAGCAACGCAAGGCGAGUGAGAUUGCUGGCGAUGUGGUUGCGAAGCUCUUCGUCACGUCGUCGAAAGGCCCACAGAAGUUUACGGAAGCACAUGGGCUGGAGCAAUGGUGGUCAGAUGGGAUGGAGCUGCUAGCCGUGUCUGACAGCAAGCUUAUACACAGGCAGCUGAAGUCUCUAUACUCUUCUACAGCAGCAGUACCACCACCAGCCAAGUCAUAGAGACGGCCGAAGUGGCUGUUUCAAUGGUCGUUAGAAAUGCUCUUUCUAAUUGGUUUACACCACCUUCGUUAUGGCAUGAUCGACUUAUUCAUAGUUCCUUCGUUAUGGCAUGAUCGAAUUAUUCAUAGUCUAGUAGUGAUCAGACCGAUUUGUAAUAAUGAUAUGGCUAAUAAACACAUUCAAGUACUAUAUCUUUUAUAGUCAAAGGCUAGAAUAUACUCCAAUGUGCAAGUGAAGCUUGCAGAGCU
Messenger RNA from Lolium rigidum, 1496 nucleotides. Its product is annotated as GDSL esterase/lipase At4g10955-like. The coding region runs from base 1 to 1248 and encodes 415 amino acids. Lineage: Eukaryota; Viridiplantae; Streptophyta; Magnoliopsida; Poales; Poaceae. The record is from RefSeq and is a predicted model, not a curated record. The transcript is spliced from 2 exons.